AUGGCAAACCCUAUUACACUCUUCACUUUCUCACAAGGUACUAAAGCACCAGCGAGGCCACUGAAUUAUGACAAUUUCAGAGGAGGAAGGAAUCGCACAGAGGGUGCAUUUCGUCUUAUCGACGUCAAGGGUCUCACGUUGAGCCCUCCGGUUCUGAAUAUCGUUGAAUUUUCGGACAUAAAAUUUGGACAAAAUGCAGCACGCAAACUUUCUACUCUUAGCAUCAAAUACACAGCAAUCAGCCAUGUCUGGAAUCCUUCCCCCGAGGUUGAACAUCAAAUGAACGCUAUGAUUGACAAGGACUUAUUUGGGGUAGAAUUUGAUCCUCCGCAUGGCGGAACAGGAUUGAGAUUGGUGAACCUCAGUUGGAUUGGCCUGGACCAAAUGGCACAUGCUGCCAAGAUGAAAGGUUCCAAUUACAUAUGGCUCGAUCUCUGCUGUAUCGACCAGCCGGAUAGGAAAGACAACGAGAUGAAGUUUCAGAUCUCCAUGAUGGCCGACAUCUACCGGCACGCGAACAAUGUCAUUGUCAUGGUCGGCGGAGCUGGCUGUGUUCAGCACACCGAUCAAGUUAGCCCUUGGAUGGAAAGAGCUUGGACCCUCCAAGAAGCGAUUCUUAACAGGAAGACCUUUGUUUGCGUGUUGUGGCCAAAUCUUAAGAGAAAGGUGACAUAUAAUUUCAAAGGAUCACCCGUCGUGUGGACGUUCCAACAGGUAACAGCCGCAAGAUUCGCGCCAAAAAUCUCGGCUGGGGACGUUUUCUGCCUCAUUUCUCUCAAAGACCUACUCGACAUGGCCGAUGUAGACUCUUCGCUACUUAAACCGCCAGGCUGUCCAGAGAUUAGCGUUCUCGAUGGAAUGACGCUCAAGGCCGGUAAUGCACCAAGGCUAGCGCUUCGGACAGCAUGCUUGAGCUCCCCUCUGGCGAUAAAGUACACAGGCGUGUGGAGGAGCAUGUUCAUGCGAACAUCGACCAAGUCUAUUGACGUUGUCUAUAGCAUCAUGGGGAUCUUUAAACUGGUGAUCGACCCUUUCAAAAAGAACCACGAUCCUUCGUUUAUGUUCAAUGAUUUGGCCCGCAAGACAGGAGCAACACCAAGUAUUGGCGCAUGGGGGUGGCUGACUAUUGGCGGAGUUACUGGUAGUGACAUCCCGUUGGAUGGCACAUCUGGAAUAAUCCCACAAUUUCCCCACGAUGAAGCGAAGAUCGCUGCCACGACCAAUCAAGCUCCAGAGAUGAAUUUUGGGGGCAGGUGGGAAUGGGUCGGUCAUCAUGUUGAUCACUCCCCAUUCUAUAUCACUUCGCCAGGCUCUUACGGUACGAGCAAAAAUAUCAACUUCAUGACCCACUCUCAGCCACAUAUUAUAAACGCGACCAUGAUUCCUGUGAACUACAAGCCCAUAGUCAUAGGUUCGAGACCUGUCCUGACUGGUGGUCGGAAAGGCGUAACAAGAAAAGUCUCUAUGCUCAACCUCAUGCAUUCCUCGGGGCGAUGUGUUCACAGCGGCGACCUCGCUGGAUCAUGGAGCCAACCUGGAAGUAUUCAGGCCGUCUUUGUAGGAAACAUUGGAGAUAUGAGCAGAGCGGUCGAAGUUGCUAAACCUUUUCGUAGUUAUACAGGGUGGAUGUACUUUCUCUUCUUCAAAUACUCCAGGAGCGAAAAGAAAUGGGAAAUAGUUGCAAAUGGUGCCUGGCAGGCACCCACAGGAUGGAAGCUCCCUGCAUCCCGUCGCUCAAUCUUCAACGUUGGCAAUCAUGCACAGAAGCGGUUGAAGAAAUGGUCGGCAGAUGAUAACGAGUGGUUAGAUCAGAGGUAUCAGAUAUUUAGGCAUAGCUAUGGAGUAGAACCCUUGCGUGGAUGGUUAAGCGACAACCCUAAGGAGAGGAAAAUAAAAUGGUUUGGAACCAAGGGCUCCAUACCCCCUAUGGCUUCCGAACUUGUGUGGCGAAACUUUGAGUUCAAUUACGAUUUAUUGAAAAAUUUAGUCCCUCUCAUGAACAAAAUGAAUGAGAACGACGAUGAUUCAGAUGAAGAGGAUCAUCAAGAUGAGUCGUAUAUCGAAAAAGAAGAGAAUGCGCCACUCGAUGAUCUACUUAAACAGGGACACAUCCACCACUUGCGAGUUCUAUCCUGCAUCGUCGACGAGAACCGUAUCCCGCGAACCAGCACAACACAGACGCCCUACAAGAUCUUGCAGCAAGGCUCUAUGCCCAUGACUUACAGCUACGGGGAUUGGCCGAAAGCAGUACAUAUCAAGCUCGUCAAAUGCAAUGUUGAGGGCCUCAUGAUCCCCAAUCCGUGGAACAAUAGCGAACCAGUGUUGAAAUACCAGGUACGGAUUGUGUUUGGUUAUCGCGUCAUGUAUGUCCAGAUGAGGCAUAAAGGGAAGAGCGAUCAGAGGUUCUACAACAUGUACUGUGUGCCGUACAGGGCUCCCGGCCAAAGUGGUCCAGUCCGCAACAGGAAGAGUCUGAUAGCUCCGCAAAAUACUAGCUAUGGACCCUGGUCUUAUCAACUGCCGGCCGCAUACUAG
Botrytis fragariae is the source of this 2535-nucleotide messenger RNA. RefSeq names its product putative nb-arc and ankyrin domain protein. The coding region runs from base 1 to 2535 and encodes 844 amino acids. The transcript is spliced from 2 exons. The record is from RefSeq and is a predicted model, not a curated record. Lineage: Eukaryota; Fungi; Ascomycota; Leotiomycetes; Helotiales; Sclerotiniaceae.